Bombina bombina (fire-bellied toad) is the source of this 1557-nucleotide messenger RNA. It is a transcript of the gene TCTE1, whose product is annotated as t-complex-associated-testis-expressed 1. NCBI's taxonomy places the organism in Eukaryota, Metazoa, Chordata, Amphibia, Anura, Bombinatoridae. Gene Ontology annotation, biological process: flagellated sperm motility. The transcript has 4 exons. Gene Ontology annotation, cellular component: sperm flagellum. The record is from RefSeq and is a predicted model, not a curated record. Bases 1 to 1455 code for a protein of 484 amino acids. Gene Ontology annotation, molecular function: protein binding.
AUGUGGGACACCUUGACAACCAAAUACCCCUUGCUUCAGAGGGGAUCGAAAGCAACCCCGCUGGUAACGUUAUCCACUAGUUAUGACCAAGAUACACAAGAGAAAUGGGCAAACAAGGGACUAUAUCGAAUUGCAGAUGCUCUUGAGGGGACUAAGGUUAUAACUUUCCAUCAGUAUGCUGAACUCAAAAGGUCGGGGGUUGCCAGUUGGUUUCACUACCUUCAGUUGAGAGCCAGGGUAGCUGAAGUUUUAGAUGAUCCCAUUCUGGAGAAGUUGCUUCCCCAGCAUAGAAGCCAGGUGUUGGACAGAAUCUCAGCGUCUUUGCCUCUGCAGGUCACAGCCAACCUGAUCAGCCAUGAAGACUAUUGGAGACGUUGCAGUGCUGAGCGCUGGCCCAUCUGUGACAUUUCUCGCUAUGGGGGCAGUUGGAAGAGGCUGUUCUUUGAGCGACACCUUGAGAACCUCAUUGAAUGUUUUAUCCCAGAUAUUACAGAUACUGGGCCCAUUGUAAUGGCAGCUCAACUGGGUAAAGACUAUGUUAAGAAAUUAGAGAUCCAACAGCUGCUGCCUCCUGUGAAACUGAACAUAAAGCAAGAUGAUGACCAGGAGGAUUUUUCUGACAUUGGGAGUGAUAUUGGAGAUGAUCUGCCCUCAAUGGACCACUUUGAUCUGGGCAUAAUGGCUAAUUCCUUACAUGGUCUAGAGGAGCUGCAUCUAGUGUACGGUGUCAAGGGCUGUGGUAUGAACUUUGAGUGGAACCUCUUUACGUUCACAGAACGGGACUGCACUUCACUGGCUAACACAUUCAAGGUCCUCAGGAACCUGAAGGUCUUCAGUCUUCAGAAGAGUAAAGUGGACGAUGAGAAGGCUCGUAUCCUGAUCAGGAUGUUGCUGGACCAUCCAUCCCUGAUCCACCUGGACCUGUCCCACAACCAGAUAUCGGAUCGAGGUUCCAGAGCCGUGGGGAAACUACUGAGUCAAAGCAAGCUGCAGAUCCUGAAUCUGUGCAACAACAACAUACACGCUCAUGGAGCUCAGUCCAUCGCCCGUGCACUGGCCAAGAACACAAGCCUGACUUCCCUGAACCUCAGGCUAAACCACAUGGGAGAUGAGGGCGGGCAUGCCAUGUGCCAGGCGCUUCUACUGAACCAGAGCUUGGUGACACUACACCUGGGGAGCAAUAAACUGUCUGAGCCCACUGCCACCAUGUUGUGUCAGGUCCUGUCACAGAACACAACUCUAAAGAGUAUAAACCUCUCCUGUAACAACAUCGGAUUGGACGGGGGGAAGCAGCUGCUGGAAGGAAUGUCGGACAACAAGACUCUCCAGGAAUUUGACCUGCGCCUGACAGAAGUGGGACAGGAGAGUGAGUUCUUUAUCAACCAGGUGCUGAAGAACAAUCAGGAACGCACCCGUGUGGUUGCCAUAAGUAAGCAGGUGAACACUUCUGGCUGAAGCCACCUGAGCAGUUUAAUCAGGCUUCUCUUUUACUGUCACGGCCCCCGGCACAUCCUGUCUGACAUCUGAUAUCUAAAUAAAAAAUAUUUUUUAUAAAUG